Micropterus dolomieu (smallmouth bass) is the source of this 5716-nucleotide messenger RNA. It is a transcript of the gene ptprub, whose product is annotated as protein tyrosine phosphatase receptor type Ub. The transcript is spliced from 30 exons. The coding region runs from base 152 to 4483 and encodes 1443 amino acids. Gene Ontology annotation, cellular component: membrane. NCBI's taxonomy places the organism in Eukaryota, Metazoa, Chordata, Actinopteri, Centrarchiformes, Centrarchidae. Gene Ontology annotation, molecular function: protein tyrosine phosphatase activity; protein binding. The record is from RefSeq and is a predicted model, not a curated record. Gene Ontology annotation, biological process: protein dephosphorylation.
CUGCCCUGUCUCCCCGAGUGUCUCUGAAACUCCACUCAGUGAGAAUUGGGGGAGUAGAUGGGCUCGUCUCUACUACUUGCGCGCCCGGACCUCACGGAGUGAAUGAAAUGAUUUCUUCUGCACAUUUAAAGUGGACUAAAACAGCUACACGAUGAACACCUGCGCCUUUCUGUUGAUUUUGACUGUUCAGAUCUACGCCGAUGGCAUUGAGGGGCCAACAGCGGCAGGCUGCACGUUUGAAGAGGAUUCAGACCCCAGUCUGUGUGACUUCACCCAGGGGGAGGAAGAUGACUUUGAUUGGCUGCUGUUUCGGACCUACAGUUCACCUUAUGCCAGCUCUGACCUCUUGCGGGGAUCCUAUAUGUUGGUGAACUCCUCCCAGCAUGCUGUGGGUCAUCGUGCUCAGCUGCUGCUGCAGACACUGAGUGAAAAUGACACGCACUGUGUCCAGUUCAGCUAUUUCCUGUACAGCCGUGAUGGCCACAGUCCAGGAGCCCUACGGGCAUAUGUGCGAGUCAACGGCGGUCCACUUGGCAGUCCAGUAUGGAACACGUCGGGGUCUCACGCUAAGCAGUGGCACCAGGUUGAGCUGGCUGUCAGCACCUUCUGGCCUAAUGAAUACCAGGUACUGAUUGAAGCAACAGUUUCCAGGGAGCGGCGAGGCUACAUUGCCAUAGAUGACAUCAUGGUGCUCAACUAUCCCUGCUAUAAGGCGCCGCACUUCUCCAGGCUAGGAGAUGAGGAGGUCAAUGCUGGACAAAAUGCUACUUUCCAGUGUGUUGCUGCUGGAAGAGCAUCAGAGGCUGAGAAGUUCCUGCUGGAGAGACACAAUGGGGACAUUUUAACAACAGCUUCGGUCAAGCACUUGAGUCACCGGCGCUUUGUGGUAUCCUUCCAGCUAGACAGCGUCCAGCGAAUGGAUCAAGACCUUUACCGCUGUGUCACUCAGUCCCCCAGGGGCUCUGGGGUCUCAAACUUUGCGGAACUUGUUGUCAAAGUACCUCCGUCCCCCAUUGCGCCACCCCAGCUGCUGCGUGCUGGCUCCACUUACCUGAUCAUCCAGCUCAACACCAACUCUAUCCUGGGAGAUGGCCCCAUUAUCAGAAAGGAGAUUGAGUACCGCGCCAGCCAAUCUCCAUGGUCAGAGGUGCAUGGAGUCAACAUGGUCACGUAUAAACUGUGGCACCUGGAUCCAGACACAGAGUACCACAUCAGUGUGCUGCUGACACGGCCUGGAGAGGGAGGAACUGGCCCACCUGGACCGCCUCUUGUGAGCAGGACCAAAUGUGCAGAGCCCAUGCGUACAUUGCGGGGCCUCACGGCCACAGAUAUCCAGUCCAGGCAGUUGUCCCUGCAGUGGGAGAAUUUGGCGUUCAACCUGACACGUUGCCACACCUACUCAGUGUCCCUGUGCUACCGCUACACCACGGCGGGAGGUGGUGGAGGCCACAACACCACCGUGCGCGAGUGCCUGGCAGUGGAACACAACGCCUCACGCUUCACGCUUCGUGAUCUGCCACCCUACCACGGCAUCUAUGUCCGUCUGUCACUGGCCAACCCAGAGGGAAAGAAAGAGGGCAGAGAGGUCACCUUCCAGACUGAGGAGGACAUUCCCGGAGGCAUAGCACCAGAGUCACUCACCUUCACCCCGCUGGAUGACAUGAUCUUCUUGAAAUGGGAGGAGCCCGUUGAGCCCAAUGGCCUUAUUACCCAAUAUGAGAUCAGUUACCAGAGUAUUGAGUCGUCUGAUCCAGGCAUCAACGUCCCAGGACCUAGAAGAACUGUGUCCAAACUGAAGAAUGAGACCUACCACAUGUUCUCCAACCUCCACCCCGGAACUACUUACCUUAUCUCCGUUCGAGCCCGUACUGCCAAGGGCUUUGGCCAGACCGCCCUCACCGAAAUCACCACUAACAUCUCAGCUCCUACGUUUGAUUAUGGAGACAUGCCGUCCCCACUGAGUGAGACAGAGAGCACAAUUACUGUCCUGCUGCGCCCCGCCCAAGGCAGAGGGGCACCUGUCAGUACGUACCAGGUGGUGGUUGAAGAAGAGACAGGGAAGAAAGUGAAGAGAGAGCUGGGGCUUCAGGAGUGUUUCCCGUUGCCCAUGUCCCAUGGUGAGGCGCAGGCCCGGGGCACACCACACUACUACACAGCCGAGCUGCCACCCAGCAGCCUCCCAGAGGCCAGUCCCUUCACUGUGGGCGACAAUCACACUUACAACGGCUAUUGGAACAGCCCUUUGGACCCACGCAAAAGCUACCUUGUCUACUUCCAGGCUAUGAGCAACUUCAGAGGGGAAUCCAGAAUAAACUGCAUCCGCAUCGCUCGCAAAGCUGCCUGCAAAGAUCACCGCAAGGCUCUGGAGGUGUCCCAGCACUCUGAGGAGAUGGGUCUGAUUCUUGGGGUGUGCGCUGGAGGUCUGGUAGUCCUCAUCCUUCUGCUUGGCGCAGUCAUCAUCAUCAUUAAGAAAGGAAGGGACUACUACUCUUACUAUCCGAAACCAGUGAACAUGAAUAAGACACCCAUCACCUACCGGCAGGAGAAGAGCCAUAUGGGGUCCAUGGAGCGCAGUUUCACAGACCAGAGCACCCUACAGGAGGAUGAAAGAAUGGCCCUUUCCUUCAUGGAUGCACACACCUGCGGCACACGCAGUGACGCUCGUAGUUCAGUGAAUGAGGCCAGCAGCCUUCUGGGAGGCUCUCCGAGGCACCAGUGUGGACGUAAAGGCUCCCCAUAUCAUACAGGGCAGCUCCACCCUGCCGUCCGAGUGGCUGACCUUCUCCAGCACAUCAACCAGAUGAAGACUGCCGAAGGCUACGGCUUUAAACAGGAAUAUGAGAGCUUCUUUGAUGGCUGGGACUGCACAAAGAAGAAGGACAAAACCAAAGGGAGGCAUGACACCUUGUUGGGAUAUGACCGCCACAGAGUCAAGCUCCACCCACUCCUGGGAGACCCAAACUCAGACUACAUUAACGCUAACUACAUUGAUGGCUACCAUCGAUCCAACCACUUCAUCGCCACUCAGGGACCCAAGCAGGAGACUCUGUAUGAUUUUUGGAGGAUGGUGUGGCAGGAAAAUUGUUUCAGCAUCGUCAUGAUCACCAAACUGGUGGAGGUUGGCAGGGUGAAAUGCUGUAAAUACUGGCCUGAUGACAGUGAGAUGUAUGGUGACAUCAAAAUCACUCUGCUUAAGACAGAGACACUGGCUGAAUACACAGUUCGCACCUUUGCCUUGGAGAGGAGAGGAUACUCAACUAAGCACGAGGUGCGUCAGUUCCACUUCACAUCCUGGCCUGAGCAUGGGGUGCCCUUUCACGCCACUGGACUCCUGGCAUUUAUACGAAGAGUGAAAGCCUCUACGCCUCCUGACGCUGGCCCUGUGGUGGUCCACUGCAGUGUGGGGGCGGGCCGCACCGGCUGCUACAUCGUGCUGGACGUCAUGUUGGACAUGGCCGAGUGUGAAGGUGUGGUGGAUAUCUACAACUGUGUCAAAACCCUCUGCUCUCGACGCAUCAACAUGAUCCAGACAGAGGAGCAGUAUAUCUUUAUCCACGAUGCCAUUCUGGAGGCCUGUCUGUGUGGAGAGACGGCCAUCUUGGUGAACGAGUUUGCGGUCACUUACAAAGAGAUGCUGCGAGUGGAUUCUCAGAGUAAUUCCUCUCAGCUACGGGAGGAGUUUCAGACACUCAACUCUGUGACUCCCCACCUGGAUGUGGAAGAGUGCAGCAUUGCUCUGUUGCCCAGAAACCGAGAGAAGAACCGCAGCAUGGAUGUUCUGCCGCCUGAUCGAGCCCUGGCCUUCCUGGUUACAACAGAAGGGGAGAGCAACAAUUACAUCAACGCUGCUCUUGCCGACAGCUUUCACCGGCAAGCUGCUUUUAUAGUGACCCCUCACCCUCUGCCGGGCACGACGGCGGACUUUUGGAGGCUGGUCUUUGACUAUGGCUGCACGGCAGUGGUCAUGCUCAACCAACUCAACCAGUCUAACUCUGCCUGGCCGUGUGUUCAGUACUGGCCGGAGCCAGGUUUACAGCAGUACGGGCCCAUGGAAGUGGAGUUUCUGUCCAUGUCAGCAGAUGAGGAUGUCAUUACACGUCUGUUUCGGGUCAAGAACGUAACAAGGCUCCAAGAGGGCCAGCUGGUGGUGUGUCAGUUCCAGUUCCUGCGCUGGUCGGCGUAUCGCGACGUUCCCGACUCCAAGAAGGCUUUCCUCAACCUGCUGGCUCAUGUGCACAAGUGGCAGAGGGAGUGUGGAGAAGGACGCACUGUUGUCCACUGCCUUAACGGUGGCGGUCGCAGUGGGACCUUCUGUGCCUGCAACAUUCUCCUUGAGAUGAUCCAGUACCAGAACAUGGUGGACAUCUUCUAUGCUGUCAAAACUCUACGCAACUGCAAACCCAACAUGGUGGAGUCCCUGGACCAGUAUCGAUUCUGCUACGACCUUGUCCUGGAGUACUUGGACUGCUUUGAUGGUAGAUAGCAACUAAAUGUUUACCACAGUGACGGUUUCCCAUGCGCUGGAGAUUCGAUUUUAAGGCUACCCAGUGACCCCUCUACUUUAAUGUUUGGACCUGUGGACUUGGCAUUGAAAGAACAGCAACUAAAGGAGACGGGGAAAAAAACAUGGUCAUGGUUCUAACUUUUAACCUUUAAUGUACAGAUGUGAUUUCCUCCUUGUUGGUGAUGUUUAUCUUUUUUGAUAUUUUUUGUGCUUUUCUUGGUCCUCUUUGCCUCCGGACUAAAGCUCUUUUGUGCUAAGGUUUUCUGUAGCAGCUAAACAACAUUCUGAGCUACAAAAUGGACCUGCCUGUUCUGAAGAAGGGUCACCCUGGCUGUGUUUCAUCGUUUCAUUUCAACAGCGAGGGAGCUGGAUGAAAUUCCAGAGUUACAGCAGAAUUUCUUCUCUCUUUAAGAGCUACAUACAACAGCAGUUCACUGUGGUUGUGGCAUAACUUAUCCACCAUACCAUAAACUGCCUUAUUCUCUGAUGAUAAGACAGAUUUAUUCAAAUCACUGAAUAAAUCUAAAAAGGGUGUCAUACUGGUGUACAGACAGCAACGAGAGAUUUUAACGAGAGACCUACAACAUUAGGAUAGACUAGCCCAGUCCUCAACAGUAUUGGUGCAGAAACUGUACAGUAGUGCAACGUGUUGUAUUUUUGCCAUGAUGUUUGUGCUGGAUUACCAUGUGUGCUAUAGGUGGAUGUUUCCCGGGACCACAGCACUGGGCCUGGUGCCAGAUUCCUGUCUCAUUACUGUCACAGUGCCAAUCCCAUUGACUGACUUGAAUCCUCUACUUUGUUCUACUGCUUCAUCUUGAUAUAUGCCUACAAACAUACAGUAUGUACUGCAUCAGCUAGUGUUCUUGCUCCAAAGUGAUUGUUUGUACUUUAAACCCGGUGGGAAAGAAAAAAGGAGCAGGGGAAACUGUUAGAAAUGUACUGACAUGCCAUAGUGGUGGUGUGAAAAAUGAUGUUCCAUUAAUGCUGUGGUGAAGUGUCCAAACCUGUGCCGCGUAACAGGUUUGAGCCUUUUACUCCUUUCUUGUCCUAGGCAUUUUCUUGUACUGUAAACUGUCGAAGCAAGCGAAACCAGUUUGAAUUUUAUCAUAACCCUAUGAGGAAGGAGGUUCAUUUUGACAAUUUGUCCAUGAAUAUUAGUUGUUGUUCCUAGUGGUGUAAAAAAUAAAUAAAGCAAAUAUAUACAAAUAAAAA